Messenger RNA from Gopherus evgoodei (Goodes thornscrub tortoise), 6956 nucleotides. RefSeq names its product ANTXR like (gene ANTXRL). The record is from RefSeq and is a predicted model, not a curated record. The transcript is spliced from 18 exons. Gene Ontology annotation, cellular component: membrane. The coding region runs from base 320 to 1987 and encodes 555 amino acids. NCBI's taxonomy places the organism in Eukaryota, Metazoa, Chordata, Testudines, Testudinidae. Gene Ontology annotation, molecular function: signaling receptor activity.
GUUCGCUCUCUGCGGGAGGAGGCACGCAGGAAAUUGGGGCUGAGUUGCUACUCUAGCAACUCAACCCAGCCUGUUAGCGAGGGGCGGGGGGAUGGGGCUUUAGGUACAGUCCAUCCGGACUCCGAGCCAAGACCCCCUUCCACCCAGAAGUCUCCCCCACCCCCAGCAUCACCUCUGCCCUUGCAUGGACCAGUGGGGUGGGGGAGCCGAGAGCUGGUUCUGCGCAUGUUUGAGAGGAGAUCGGAAACUUUUUCUUUGCUUCUGAACAGCCUCCAAGGGCCGCGGGGCGGAGGAGGGGGGGCAGAGAUUGAGGAAGAAAAUGGCGAGUCGUGGGAGUUGCGUGGAGAAAGCGGCUUUCCUCUGCGCCUUCCUGCUGGCCACUUGGAGCCUGGCGUCCUGCGCCCAAGCGGAGCCGGAGGAGGAGGGGAGAGACGACCAGCGCUCCUGUCACGGGGCCUUCGAUCUCUACUUCGUCCUAGAUAAGUCUGGAAGCGUCAGAAACCACUGGACAGAGAUCUACUCUUUUGUCGAAAGCCUGGCUGAGAAGUUUAUAAGUCCAAUGCUGCGCAUGUCCUUCAUUGUCUUUUCCUCACGAGGCACUACGAUCAUGAAGCUAACAGAAGACAGGGAAGCCAUAAGACGGGGGCUUGAGAUUCUUCAGUCUGAAAUGCCUGGAGGAGAUACAUUCAUGCAUGAAGGAUUUAAAAGGGCAAAUGAACAGAUUUAUCAUGAAAACUAUGGAGGACUCCGGACAGCUAGUGUGAUUAUUGCUCUGACAGAUGGGGAGUUGCAAGAGGUUCAGUUUUAUUAUGCAGAAAAAGAAGCCGACAGAGCCAGAAGCCUCGGAGCUAUCGUUUAUUGCGUUGGAGUGAAAGACUUUAAUGAAACUCAGCUGUCUACAAUUGCUGACAGCAUUGAUCACGUUUUCCCGGUAACGGGCGGCUUUUAUGCCCUAAGAGGCACUAUUGAUUCGAUUCUGAAGAAAUCCUGUAUUGAGAUCCUGGCAGCUGAACCAUCCAGUGUCUGUGCAGGAGAAUCCUUUCAAGUUGUGGUAAGAGGAAAUGGCUUUUAUCACGCAAGAAACAUCGAUCAAGUUCUCUGCAGCUUCAAGAUCAAUGACACCAUAACAAUCAACGAAAAACCAACUAUUGUGCAAGACACCUAUUUGCUUUGCCCUGCACCAGUAAUAGAAGACAUUGGACAGGUGGUUUUCCUCCAAGUCAGCAUGAACAGCGGACUAACGUUCAUCUCCAGCUCUGUCAGCAUCACCAGCACACAGUGUCUCAGUGGGACGAUCCUUUUCAUCGCACUCUUAAUUCUGUUCCUGUUGCUGGCCUUGGCGCUGCUUUGGUGGUUCUGGCCUUUGUGCUGCACAGUGGUCAUCAAGGAGCCUCCACCACCACCACCCCCAGAGCCUGAAUCGGAUGAUGAAGAUGGAUUGCCAAAGAAAAAGUGGCCAACCGUGGAUGCAUCUUAUUACGGAGGCAGAGGUGUUGGUGGAAUUAAGAGGAUGGAGGUGAGGUGGGGAGACAAAGGAUCAACGGAGGAAGGGGCCAAAUUAGAGAAGCCCAAAAACGCUGUCAUCAAAUUGCCAGAGCAGGAGUAUGAGCCGUGGGAGCCCAAGCCAAAGAAAUACAAUGUGAGGAAGCCACCUUCCCAGAGGAAGUGGUACACUCCAAUCAAGGGCAAACUUGAUGCAUUAUGGGCUCUGGUUCGACGAGGCUACGAUCAAGUCUCUCUUAUGAGACCACAGCCAGGGGAUAAGGGGCGAUGCAUAAACUUCACUCGGGUGAAAUCAGACGGAAGCACCACCCCAUACCGCCCACCGCCGAAGCAUGAUGCCACCCCCCUCAACAACGCUCCGAGAAACACCUCGCCUUCGGCCUCUCUGCAGCCUCCUUCCAGGCAGCCGCCUCCUGGACCAUCCCCAACCCGAGUGCCCCCAGGACCUCCUCCAGCGCGUCCGCCCCCACAACCCCUGGCUUAGAGCGCGGCAAAAACCAAGAUUGCUCUCUGCUGAGCAUGGCAUAUUUAUUGAGGCUUGGUUUACAGUCGAAAGAUAGCGAAAUUUGUUGCUGGUCAGCAAAAAAAAAAUGCCAAGCGUCAGUUUUACUGUAUAAAUAUAUUUAUGCCACACGUGCUGAGUAAACAUUCAGUGGAUAAUUCUGGAGCUACUGGAUGUAGAACAAAACCGAAACAAUCAUCUAGUCACAGUAGCAGUGUUUAUAUAGUUAUAUAUACACACACACACAUUCUUUGGAUUUAUCCACACAUGACGUUUGUAUGACAUUAUAUGUCCUAUCAUACAUGAAAACCCGAGCCAGAUACACAUGCAUCAGUCAGUCGAAAGGUGCCACCUGCAAAUGAGUUGGGUAAAUGUAGGGAAUUGAAAGUUGCUCUUCUCCCCACAAACACAACGUGAACGGGGAGCUGUGAUUACAAGGGAUCAUUCUCCUUGGUUUGUUCUGCAAGGGGAAUUUCCCUGGAUAAUGAUAACAGAGCAAGGUGAGCUAUUCACCAUGCAGUUCCAGUGAUUUAGGGUGUGGAAUCUGCCCUGUGUUUCCCCCCCACCUCCGAGAAGCUCAGUUUUGAAACCAAAAUCUUUGAUUUAACUAGAUUUGGCCUUUGUUCUUAAUUUCAUCAGACACAGGCUGUAAAGGCUAAUUUGGGGUUCUGAAAACCUCAGAGUGAGGCAGAUCUUUCCAAAGUUCAGGGGAAUGUGGAAGAAAGUUUCUAGGUUUUUUGCAUUUUUUAAUUUUCAUUUACAUAAAAAGGCCUCCCACUUGGAACAGAAAUAUAUGUCCCUUAUAUGUGACUGCUACUGUAUAUAAGUAGCAUGUUUGAUACAUCAGACAUACGUGGGAACACACAGGGAUUGAUCCCAUGUCUGUUUCCCAUAGACUUCACUGCUAGCAGGAGCGAAGGAUUGAGCUCCUUUAUGAUUCAGAUGAAAACACAUCUGAGUCCUUUUAUAUAUCAGAGAUCCCCCUGCCCUCAAUAUGGAACAUUACUAACUAGCUGUGUGUAUAAAACAUACAGAAUCUGAUCUGUCAGCUUGGGCUUUUCUUUUGGUUUUUAUUCAUGCCAAACCUGUGGGACUCCCAAACUCUAAGGAGCCUCAGUUAUGUCUGACACUAAGCAUGCAUGUAGGUGGGGAAUAUCUGACGUGGGAUUACGGGGUGCCUCAUGACUGGGGCUUGCUAAAUGCUAAAUCCUGAGCGGUUUGUACCCAGCUCAUCCCUAGUGAAGCAAUAUAACUCUCCCCAUCCUGUAUUAUACUGCAUCAGAAAGGGUGUCUUCAGAUCCACGUGUAAAUGGUAUUACUGGAGUCGUAGAGAGGAUGUCCAUGUUGCAUCAUAGAAUCGUAGGACUGGAAGGGACCUUGAGAGAUCAUCUAGUCCAGUUCCCUGCAUUCAUGGCAGGACUAAGUAUUGUGUCUUAUUGGCAUGGUCUAUCUAUUUGUAUGAGGGAGCAGAUACAACCUUGCACCUGUUCUUGGCCAUAUAAUCCCAAGAGGAAACUGUAGUAACGUCUUGCAUUUACUUUCGCUUUAUGGCAUCUGCACUCCUGGUGCAACAUAAAGAGGCCUUAGGGUAGAUCAGAAUCAGGCUUGUUUUUUCCAGUGGAAACACCCAAUUGCAGAACCCAAUAACUAGCUCCCACCAUUCUAUGCUGAUCAUCAUUACAGGCUGUGUGUACAGAACAGGGAUGAUAAAGGGCCCAACAAGGCCUAAUUGGUAAAGACACGCAGCGCUAUGGCAUGCUGUUGGGCCAUAAACUCAUCUCACAGGAAUCAGGGUAACUCUACUGAAGUCAGAGGAGCAGCACCCAUUUACACCAGCUGCGGAUCUGGUCCCAUUGACUACAUUGGAAUUGCUCCUGGUUUAGACCUGAGACAGCAAAGCACUGAAGAAUGUGGUUAACUUUAGGUCUGUGAUUAAAUUCCAUUGAAGUCAAUAGGAUUAUUUGCAUGCUCAAACUGGGGCCUCACAGUGCACUGAGAGGAGAAUCAGGUACAUUACUUAUAGCUCGGUCCAGUCCUACCUCUCUUACUCCACAUGAGUGCGAUCUGCCGAGUUGGCCCCUAUGUGGCAGACACAGAGGGAAUGGCUUGUGUGGGUUAACAUCUCCUAUCUGGAUUACUCCCCCUCCAUUUAAAGCAUUUGCUUUGAGAGCAACAGUGCCAUAUCUGCAGCCAAUGUGACAUCUAAUUAGUCAGCAGUUGUUCUCACUGCUUUGAGUUGAAAGGCAAAAAUAAUGUGUCUUAUUCUCCAUUUCAGUUAUGGCGAAACUCCAUUGCCUUCAGCGAAGGGGACUGGAUGAGCUGGGGGAGAGUGGGCAUGGGCUGCCAACUCUUUCAUGGCAAGACCAUCCAUUUAGCCCAGACUGGUAGUGACUGGAAGUUGGUGUUGCCUGAUAUCUCUUUGGAGGUCUCUCUGAAAUGAGUUGGUGGGUCUCAGCCCAGCCCCUAGCGGACAGGUGUCUACAUCACAAUAAACAGUUGGCAUUAACUGCCCCUGUUGUUGGCAAUCUCAGCAGAGGCCGAUAAUUGAAAUGACAAAGGAUACCGAACAUCCCUCCCAGCCUCAAGUGCUGUCAUUGAGAUCUGGCACAUUGGUGGCGAAGCUUGUGCGGCUACUGCCUAUGCAUAUAGAAAGGACAUUAGUGUUGUCAGACCUUUCACCAACACUUAAUUCACCACUAGGGGGGACUGAGGUACUAUUGAGACCCACCAUGCUGGGAGCAAAUAACAAGCAGGGGAACUUAACCUACAAAAAUUGGUUCUAUUUAUAAAGUUUUUCUUGAUGGGCCAGGACUACUGUUAGCCAGUGAGAAAAGCAGCCAAAUUCUGUCAUCACUUACUCCUGUGUAAAUCCAGAGUAGCUCCAACGACUUUUAUGGGAUCACUGCAGAUGUACACCCAGUGUAAAUGCCAGCGGAGUUUGGCCCAGGGAUCUGUGUUACAUAUGUCAGUGCCUAAAGGUUUUUCACAAGCUAUUCAAACAGCUGACUCAUCUGCAGAUUGACAGGUAUAACAACUCUUUUAUCUUUGCAAAAAUGUGUCUAGUCUUGGCUGUGCAAGGAAUCCAUCUUCAGUAAACUCAUGUGCACAGCUGUGCUAAAUUCACCUCUGCAUUACUCAAGCUUCACACUGCUCUGACUCCUUCUCUUCUAAAACUACCCCAGCAUACAACUGGAAGAGGGCAGGGUGUUUCCAUUAGUAUCUAUGGCUAGAGAGUUAAAUUCCCAGGAAAUCGCUUUUCGUUUGUAUUGCAAACCUGCCCCUGCAGUGUCUGCAACCCAUGCAUUACAGCAUUGUGUGAGCUGGACAGUGAAAUUGGUGAGAAGCAAAAGGGAAACUGACCAGUGUAUUUUCAUUUGUUCAAGCUGAAUGCAGCACUAAAUGUAAACCUAGGGCACUGGCUGCAGAAAGGACAUUUGGUCUUGGACAAAUCUUUUCCAUUUUUAUUAUUUCAGGAGUUACAAUAACACAGGUGAAGCAAUUUGGCUUUUUUGUAGUCUAUUGGGUCAGAGCCUCGGCUGAUUUAAAUUGUUGUUGCUCCAUAGACUUCAAUGGAGCUGUGCCACUUUGCACCAGCUGUGGAUCUGGCCCAGGAUUUUUAACCUGACGGUGUCCCUUUCACCGGCCUGACAGUUAAAUAUGCUAUUGCUGUUUUCGUCUGUAUGUCUGGCCAUUUGUGAUUACAGUGCUCCAUAGCAAACACUGUAAGGAAGUGUUUCAAAGGGAACGAUUUGCCAGUACUUGGAGCCUCCAGUCUCAUUUUUACCCGUGCACCGUGAGUGUCUAAUGCUUUCCCUGGCAUGAUUGGAGAAUCUGGAUUUGGGAGCAUCUGGCACACACUUAACACUGGUGUAAACAGUAAUGCAAAAUGCAAAGCAGUGGAGAAUCAGACUCCAAGUUAUCAGGAUUCAUCCAAGACCAUUGUGGUUUAGGCUAUUAAGGGCUGUGUACCAACCUCAGUUCAUGAUACAUCAAGAUCAAGGCUGUGGGUCAAACAGUCCUAAAUCUAAAAAGGUCAGCUCCUAUCAGUGAGUGAGCUCAGUGAUGGAUUGAUUCAUGAACUGUACCAGUUCAGAUGCACAUGCACCUGUUGUUCUCUAAGCCUUUAUAUUCUUGUCAUGGCUUUUGUCAAUGUGAUCCGCACCAUUCUUUGACUUUUUCAUUUAAAAAAAGCAUUUUCCUGAGAAAGCAGCCCAGCUUCUGUAAAUAUAGAGAGUUUAACACAGAGGAGACAGGACACUUCUGGACUUUACUGCUGGACAGUUAGAGUAAUUUAUUAAAAGGGGCUUAAGGUGAAUAAAUACAGGUGGCCCAGGAUGCUAUGCAUGGGAGUGUGGUAAUACAGUCUGGUAUUCUUAAAUUGUUCUCUGUAGCUUUGGGAAACAGGAAUUAUUGGGUACUGGUAGUACAUUUAGACAUUUGUUACUGAUCUGAUGCUUUUGAGUAAUGCAAAAUGUAGGAGAACCAGGAGAUUUCUAACUUUUAACAAUGCUUGAACAGAUAUGUAGAUAAUGAUAGAUUUACAUUUUGGGGAAGAGAGAAAUUGCUUGGUUUAUAAGUGAAAACAAUGUACUGUACAAAUAUUUUCUAGAAAGAUGUACGCUCUCAGAAGUAGGGGAUGUGGGCUGACAUGACAGCCAUAAAACGUUGGGGACAGAGGAAGUUGAUGGAACGUGUUGGAUUUCUUAUUGCUAAAGUUUAAAGGGGUUCUUCAUGGGAGUUUGUUGCCAGUACAUGUGGUACAACUUUCUGUAACUAACAUGCUGCUUCCAUGUUAUAAUUGUAUAACCUUAUGCAUUUUGUGCACCUGCUCCAUUUCUCUGAAAAACUCUGCAACAAUAAUAUCUACAUGCAAAUGUGGGAAAUGUAGCCAAAAUCUCAUAAUCCAACGUAAUGUAGUCUUAAUGGAUUUUAAAUCAGCAAUAAAAGUGCU